Molecule: messenger RNA, 1651 nt
Organism: Mercurialis annua (annual mercury)
Lineage: Eukaryota; Viridiplantae; Streptophyta; Magnoliopsida; Malpighiales; Euphorbiaceae
Product: F-box protein At2g27310-like
Exons: 2
Coding region: 418-1545 (375 amino acids)
Molecular function (GO): protein binding
Source: RefSeq, a predicted model, not a curated record
AAAUCCAGAUUUUAAAAGAAUUUCGUCAACUUGACAAGAAGCAUGUGGUGAUUUGGUUUGUGUAUGAAGUUAAAUAUGCUGAUAACUCCAAAUGUUUUUGUGAUCUUAAAGUUUGGUUUGCCGAUGAAUAGGGGCAAACAUGAUUGGAAUGACGUGGCGAGAUUAGAUAGAGAAGUGCAUUGAAGUUCACUAAAAACCCAGAAAAAGCAGAAUUCUCCACGAAAAAUCCUCUCAUUUGUAAACCCAAAAAUUGCCUUACAGAAAAUGACCUUUAACCCUCUUAUUUUGUUGCCCCACUAUAAGAAAAUAUAGGAUCUUUCAGUCCAGUUUUUCUUAUAAUCCUAAAAAAAUAUUAUUCUUGAUCUUUUUGUUCUGCAUUUUCAGCUGGGCUCAUGAUCUUUAAUCCACUAGGGGACUAUGGCUUUAUCAGUUGCUUCAGUUGAGAGUAUGGCGUCAUUAAGUAGCGAUAUCUUCUAUGACAUAUUGAGGCGUCUUGACGGCCCAACAUUGGCAAGCGCGGCGUGUGCUUGCGCUGCAUUCUGCUCCAUCUCGAAAGAAGAGAAGUUAUGGGAAAAUGUUUGUUCUUCAAUGUGGCCUUCAACAAACAGAGAAGACGUGAAAAGUUUAAUAUCAUCAAUAGGCGGAUACAGAAAGUUUUAUGCCGACUGUUUUCCACUUAUCGUUAACAAGGAAGUUAUCGAGUAUCAGUGGAACGAAUAUCUAGAGUACCCUGAAGAAUGGACGGAGGCUGAAUACUACGGGGACAUAGAUGAAUUUGAGAGUAUUGUGCCGUCAGAUUUUGUUUCUAUUGUCGAUAUUAGGUAUAAAGAUAAAACAAUAUGCUCAAAAGUCCUGUGGGGCAUUCCGAAUGCUAAUGGAUUCAACGGUUGGUUUUACAAUUGCCCAUUUCGGAUCGAUCUCCUUACAUAUGCAGCAAGGGAUGACGACAGUGAAGGCGAAGUUCUCCUUUCAGUUUCUGAUGGUCUGCCGCCAAUUUUGUCCAUGGAGAAAGAAAGAAAGGACGGAAAACUGUGGAGGGAGCUUAGAGAUGGACUUCGACUUAGUUGGAUUGUGGUGAACAAAAAAAUCAAGCAAGCGGCUAAUCUCGCUAGCUGGAUCCCUCUCGGAGGUCAAAGGCAUUGGCCGACAGACAGGGAUUUUUUGAUCCGUUAUGGGUCCGUUCUCUCAGCGAAAGACAUUCUUCCAUGUCAAGUAGUAGAAUGCAUUCUCAUAAUGAAGUUUAGAGUAAUUCACACAGAAGGAGACGACAUUCCCACAACUCUCAAGCUAACAGAGCUGAGCAUGCAGUUGGAAGACAUGGAAGGCGCUCAUGUAAACGGAAGAAACAGUCUGGUAAUUCUCAAGGAAGCACUGAGUUGCCGCAGAAGCAAAAACUACAGCGAAGCUCUCGAGUCAUGUCAUUUAUACUCGAAAGUGCAGAACGAGUUAAAAGAGGAGAAGAUGAGAAAUGAAAGCAGGAUAGAUAGAAUUUGUAUCAUAAGUGGGAUUGCUGCUUUUCUCACAUUCUGGUAUUAUAUUUUGUAGUUUUGUUUUGAAGUGUAUCAGCUGAAACUAAUCUAACAAAACCAAUAAGCAUGUAAAAUACUACAAUUUUGCCUAAGCUAAUAAAAGUUAUUGAAAUGGUUACAUA